AUGCACAGUCUAGCGAUGGGGACGAGCCGCGGCCACGUGGCGGUGUGGGUGGUGGAGGUGGUACGAGACAAGGAGGUCAGCAAGGACGUGCUACUCACAGCCAUCGAGGACGCGCAUCAAUGCGCCUUCCGCGUCGCCUUCAACCUCGUAUCUGUCUUGACUGCUGUCCCAUCGUCCAGUAAGUUGAAAAUUUUAGAGUCGAAAGGAGGUCAAAAGGAGGUCAGCAAGGACGUGCUACACACAGCCAUCGAGGACGUGCAUCAAUGCGCCUUCCACGUCGCCUUCAGCCUCGUCUCCGUCUUAACCGCCGUCCCGUCGUCCACGGGUGGCGAGCUCCCGAUUUCGCAGGCGGACGCGCGGUCGUUGCAGCAGAUGGAGAACAACAUCUUCCAAAACAUCCUCGUGCCCUUCAAGACCUUCUCCGAACGCAAGCAUAUCCCAGCAGCCAUGCACGUGGAGAAGAACGACAGGCGGGAGGAUGGGCUGGUGCACGUGGCAACCUCCUUCCAGGCCACCCGCCUCUACAUCGGCUCCAAGAAGAAGCUCUUUGGCAAGUCGUCCCACGUGCCUGACUACUGCAGCGGCCACCUACCAGACACCUGCACGCUCAUUGUCGUGCAGGGGGGGCGCAAGAUCAGAGAAGCGCCAGGCGCAGCUGGCCCCCCUCCCAACCUGCCCGCCCGCUCCGCUCGCCACAACAACCUUCCUCUUCCCCAGCAGCAAGCCCAGCAGCGCGCCGAGCUCGUACACCCCUCCCCACACAGCAAAGCUCCCACGUCCCAGUAUCCUCCCCAGCAGCAGGCGCAUUGGGCUCAGCCGCCGCUGCAAGCCCAGCAGCAUGCGGACCCGUCACACCCCUCCCCACACAGCCAAGCCAACGCUCCCCACUAUCCUCCCCAGCACAUGCAGCGGGCUCAGCUGCCCCUGCAAGCCCUCCCAGGGCAGCAGCAGCAGGCUCAGCAGCAGCAGCAGCUUCAGCAGCAGCUUCAGCAGGCUCAGCAGCAGCAGCAGCAGCAGCAGCAGCUUCAGCAGGCUCAGUUUUUGCCACGGGCUGGCAGUGGUAACGGGUCGGAUGGCACUGCUGCUGCUGUUUACGCUGACGCUGGUCAUGCUGCUGCUGCGGAUGCUGGUAGGGGAGGGGGGGCAGGCGGGGCAGGGGGCUCGUCGCAGGUGUCUAGCGCUCUCAGCUCCCCCACGCAGAGCCCUCCUCUCUCCCCGCCCUCCCGCUCUGCCUAUACCAGUAUCUGUGACUCUGGUGUUGCUGCUGCUGCUGUCUCCCCUGCUGGUGUUGUUUCUCCCUGGGGAAUGGGAGGCGGUGUGAAUGGGUUAGGAGGGAUGGGUGGCAUGGGUGGCAUGGGUCCAAUGGGUCCAAUGGGUCCCAUGGGUGGUAUGGCUGGCAUGGGUGGCAUGGGUGGCAUGGGUGGCAUGGGUGGCAUGGGUGGUAUGGGUGGUAUGGAUGGGAUGGCUGGCGUUGGUGGCAUGAAUGCCAUGGGUGUCAUGAGUGGUUUGAGUGGCAUGGAUGGCAUGGGCGGCGGCAUGGGCGGCGGCAUGGGCAGCAUGAACGGCAUGGGCAGCAUGGCCGGCAUGGCUGGCAUGGGCGGCAUGGGUAGCAUGGGCGGAUUUGGUGGUGGCAUGGGUGGCAUGGGUGGCAUGGGCGGAUUCCCAGCUGCUUCCUCUCUUGGUGCCCCUGCUCUCACCCAUCUUUCCUCCAGCCCCACUGAUAGCCAUAGCACAGGCACUUCCUCUCUUCCUGGAUUCUCCACAACUUCCACCACUGUGGGUACUAAUGCUGCUGCGGCAGGCGGUUUCCCGAACCAGGGACUGCUUCCCGGCUCGGGAACAGACUCGGGGUCAGCAGACGCUAGGGCGGUAGUGGCCGCACAACAACAGCAGCAGCAGCAACAACAGAGGCAGCAGAUGGCUGAGUUAAAUCUGAGGUCUGGUAGGGUUUCGUCUGGUGGCGAGGCUGACAUUGGGGCGGCAGUGGCAGCGAUGCAGCCGCAGCGGCAGCAGGGAGAGCAGCAGCAGGCGGGGCAGCAUGCGGGACAGCAUGCCGGGCAGCAGGCGGGGCUGCAGCAGGACGUUCAUGCGGUGAUGCGGCAGCAGCAGAUGGAUCAGAUGGAGAUGUUUCGUAUGCACCAGCAGGCCCAGCUCGCCGACCCAGCAGCUGCAGCGGCGGCAGCGCACUCGCAAGCACAAAUGGGCAUGGGCAUGGGGAUGGGAAUGGGUAUGAAUCCAUUUGGCUGGCCUUACAUGAACCCAUACAUGGGCAUGGGCAUGGGUGGUGGGAUGAUGGGAGGACGGGGGAUGCCCAUGGGUCAAACGGGUAUGAUGGGUGGGAUGGGUGGAAUGGGGGGAAUGGGGGGAAUGGGUGGAAUGGGUGGGGGUUUCCCUAUGCUUGACUCUUCUACCUCUGCUUCCUCGACUUCUGCUGCCUCCUCAUCUGCUGCUGCUUCCUCUGCAGCAGCAGCAGCAGCAGCAGCUAGUGGUGGGUAUGGUAUGCCAGGCAUGGGAUUUCCCGGCAUGCCUCCUGGGUCCGGCUUCGGCGGAGCUCCAUUUGAUUUCACAGAGCUCCUAGCCGAACUGGCUCGGCUGCAAGAACAGGCUCGGGCGGCCCAGCUCGCUGCCGAACGAGCCGAUCAGCAGGCUCGGGAGGCUCGGGAGGAGGCUCGGAUGGCCCUCGAGAACGCCCGAGCCGAAUCCCAGCGGCGCUUAGAAGCCGAACUGGAAAAGGAAUUAGCUAAGCGUCAGGCGGAGGAGGAGGCGAAACGGGCAGCGGCGGCGAAAGAAGAAGCGGCCGAGGCGAAAAAGGCUGCGGCAGAGGCAGCAGCAUCAGCUGCGGCAACUCUGGUGAAAGCGCAGGAGGAAUAUGCGUUAGAACGAGUGAAGAAGCAGCAGGAGUUCCGGCAGUACACUAUAGAGGAACUGGAGGCAGCUUGUAACGGAUUUUGUGAGGAGAACCUGGUGGGGGAGGGCGGGUACGGGUCGGUGUAUAAGGGCAUGCUGGAACACUUCCCUGUGGCUGUGAAGGUGCUCAAGAACGCCCAGACGAACCAGGCUCUCAAAGAGUUUAAGAAAGAGGUGGAGGUGCAGAGGGGGCUGAGGCACCCCACCAUAGUGCUGCUGAUCGGGUGCUGCCACAACCCGCCGUGCCUCGUGUACGAGUACAUGCCUCAGGGCUCGCUCUAUGACAGGCUACUGUGCGACCGCGGCUCCCCGCCCCUGCCCUGGAACGUGCGCUUUGAGAUCUUUGAGAACAUGUGCAAGGCGCUCAUUCACCUGCACAACCGCGUCCCUGCCAUAGUGCAUCUGGAUCUCAAACCCGCUAACGUGCUCCUGGACAACAAUUUCGUGGCCAAGCUAGGCGACGUGGGCCUCGCUCGUUUUCUAGUGGGGAUGGACAACGGCCGCUCCUUCAUGCAGCAGUCCAUGGCGGUCGGCACGUUCGGCUACGUGGACCCGCACUUCCUCCGCACCGGCCAGUUCUCUCGCGAGUCAGACGUGUAUUCCCUCGGCAUGGUCAUGCUCGACAUGCUGAUCGGCAUCAAUGAGACGUCGGGGGAACGGGGGAAGAGGGACAGAGAGUUGGAGGCGUUGGAGGAGUGUGAGGAGGGCGGGGAUAUGGAGGCGUUGGGGGAGUUGUUGGAUCUGUCGGCUGGGUGCUGGCCGCCACGUGUCGCGCUGCGGUUGGUGCAGCUGGUGCGGCAGAUGGCGCAUUACAAGAGGAAGGCUCGGCCGGACCUGAGCAAGCAGGUGAUGGUGGUGGUGGAGGAGCUGCGCCCCUAUGUAGAUGCUGCAGUGGCGCUGGAGAGGGCGGACCGCAUGGAUGACUACCGCGAUUUCGUUCCCAACGAGUUCCGAUGCCCCAUCACCAUGGGCAUCAUGGAGAACCCUGUACUAGCAGCAGAUGGGCACACGUACGAGAGGGAGGCCAUAGAGCAGUGGCUGAGCGUGCACCACACCUCGCCCAAGACAGGCCGCCGCCUCGACAGCAAGGCGCUCACUGACAACAUAGCCGUGCGAUCCAUGAUUGCCGAGUGGCUGGAGCACCGGCUGCAACGGAGAGAGUCGCAUAAUCUUGAAAGCCUGAUGAGUGGCGAGCAAGCGGACGGUUACCACCCGGGUGGUUACGCGGAUUCACGCGACAUGCCUCUUCACGGCGCAGGAGGGAAGCCUAUGCAAGCAGGGCAGCAAAGGUACUAUGAAGGCGGGGGUGCUGCAUCGGGGGAUUAUGUAGGCAGUGAUGGUGUAGCUAGUGGUGGAUUUGCAGGUGGUGGGGAGCUUUACAGAGAGACAAGGAACGGAGGAGGGGUGUACGGGGAUUAUAUGGAGAGGUUGAGAGGGGGGUGUAGGGUGGUGGAGGAGGGGAGUGAGUGGGACGAGGAGGAGGAAGAGGAGGGUGAGGGCGGCAUGAUGCGUCCUGUAGUGGAGGGGUGUGCGGGAGGGCAUAUCCAACCUGAUGCAGCUUCAGAGGACGAAUCGGUUCAAGGAGAAUUGAGGCGGACCUAG
Closterium sp. NIES-65 is the source of this 4509-nucleotide messenger RNA. The record is from the annotation of a GenBank genome assembly. Lineage: Eukaryota; Viridiplantae; Streptophyta; Zygnematophyceae; Desmidiales; Closteriaceae.